CAAGGUUCCCUUCACUUCACCAAGACGCUCAUUCAAAACGUCUCUCUUCCUCUUAAUUACUACAAAUCUCUCUCUCUCUCUCUCUCUCUCUCUCUCUCUCUCUCUCUGUGUUUUCUGGGCUUCUGCUCAAAUUUGAAUCUCUCUCUCAACUAAACUCCUUGUUCAGAUCCCUCAAACUCCAUAGAAAUGAAGAAAGUAGUGUUGAAAUUGGAAUUGUACGACGAGAAGGUUAAGAAGAAAGCCAUGAGGGCAGUCUCAGGGCUUGAAGGGCUUGAUUCAAUUUCCAUGGAUAUGAAGGACAAGAAACUGACGGUGACAGGGGACAUAGAUCCAGUAAAUUUGGUGAGCAAACUGAGGAAGCUUUGCCACACAGAUAUAGUGUCAGUGGGACCAGCAAAAGAGGAGAAGAAGAAGGAGGAGCCCAAGAAAGACGAUCCAAAGAAGGGAGAUGAGAAGAAGAAAGAUCCGAAGGACGAAAUGGCUGAGCUUAUAAAGGCCUACCAGGCUCAUUAUCCUCCCAUGCCUGCAUACUAUUACGUAAGAAGCCAAGAAGAGGAUCCCAAUUCUUGUAUCAUUUCCUGAUUUUGAUAAUUGUUUUAAGAAUUGGGAAGAUGGUGUCCAAGAAGAAGAGAAGUCGUAUAUGUACAGUUGAGUGUUAUUUAUUUUGUUGGCGUGGAGUUGGUUUGCAAUAAUCUAGACGAAAGUAAACUUUUCUUAGAGGUCUAACCAAAAAACAAUAGAAUAUCUUGGAGGCCUCUUUGAUGUACGACUCUGUUUUUGUUCUUACAUUUUGAUGGUGGGAUAAUUAAUGGAUGAAUUAGCUAUGUGCUACUAGCUUCAGAAUAAAAUUUUAUCAUUGAUUUUUAAA
Prunus persica (peach) is the source of this 868-nucleotide messenger RNA. Its product is annotated as heavy metal-associated isoprenylated plant protein 39. Gene Ontology annotation, molecular function: metal ion binding. The transcript has 3 exons. The coding region runs from base 187 to 582 and encodes 131 amino acids. NCBI's taxonomy places the organism in Eukaryota, Viridiplantae, Streptophyta, Magnoliopsida, Rosales, Rosaceae. The record is from RefSeq and is a predicted model, not a curated record.